GUCCAAACAUUGCCUGGAGGUGGGCGGAGAUGUAGGAAAUGUUGAAAUCUUCCAUUCUCGUGAGGAGUAGGGGGUGACGUGGUCCUGGGAAGUGGGUUGUACUAGUUACCGACGCGGACGUAUAUCGGAUGGGAGGAAUAGUUCCACGGACAGGGCCAUCUUUGGUCGUUCUCGCCGGACGCAAUACACACUUCAGCAAUCGUGUUGACUUCUCAAUAAAUAAAUAAGAUUUGACCGAAAGACAUUUCGUCAUCCUAUUUUAGUGAAAAACGAUAACCUUAUUGAAUUAGUGCGCUCGUGUAUUAAUCUCUGUUCUGGCCAAAUUUCCUUCUAUUUCACGAGGCAGACGCAGGAGCGGAGCAGCGGUGAUACGACAUGGAUGAGGAAUAUGAUGUGAUCGUUCUGGGCACUGGACUCACAGAAUGCAUUCUGUCAGGGAUCAUGUCUGUGAAUGGGAAAAAGGUGCUACACAUGGAUCGGAACCCAUACUAUGGAGGAGAGAGUUCCUCCAUCACCCCGCUGGAGGAGCUAUACAAGCGCUUUGGCCUUCCUGACAGUCCUCCAGAGUCUAUGGGCCGAGGAAGAGACUGGAAUGUUGACCUCAUCCCUAAAUUUCUCAUGGCCAAUGGUCAGCUGGUGAAGAUGCUGUUGUACACAGAAGUGACCCGUUACCUGGACUUCAAGGUGGUGGAGGGGAGCUUUGUGUACAAGGGAGGGAAGAUAUACAAAGUGCCUUCCACAGAGACAGAGGCACUGGCAUCAAAUCUCAUGGGCAUGUUUGAGAAGAGGAGGUUCCGAAAAUUCUUAGUGUUUGUGGCCAACUUUGACGAGAAUGACCCCAAGACCUUUGAGGGUGUUGACCCCAAACUCACCACCAUGAGGGAUGUGUACAAGAAGUUUGACCUUGGCCAGGAUGUCAUUGACUUUACUGGCCAUGCACUGGCCCUCUAUAGGACAGAUGAUUACCUGGAUCAGCCCUGUUUGGAGACCAUUAAUCGUAUCAAGCUGUACAGUGAGUCCCUGGCUCGUUAUGGGAAGAGUCCAUAUCUCUACCCUUUGUACGGCCUGGGAGAGCUGCCACAGGGAUUCGCCAGGUUAAGUGCCAUAUAUGGAGGCACGUACAUGCUGAAUAAACCAGUGGAAGAGAUUGUGAUGGAGGAUGGCCAUGUGGUUGGAGUAAAGUCUGAGGGAGAGGUUGCUCGCUGCAAGCAGCUCAUCUGUGACCCCAGCUACAUCCAGGACCGGGUUCGAAAGGCUGGCCAGGUGAUCCGUGUCAUUUGCAUCCUUAGUCACCCCAUCAAGAACACCAAUGAUGCAAACUCCUGCCAGAUCAUCAUCCCGCAGAACCAGGUCAACCGCAAGUCAGAUAUCUAUGUGUGUAUGAUCUCCUAUGCCCACAAUGUGGCUGCCCAGGGAAAGUACAUUGCCAUUGUCAGCACCACAGUGGAGACUGGCGACCCUGAAGCCGAGAUCGAGCCUGCCCUGGAGUUGCUUGAGCCCAUCGAUCAGAAGUUUGUGGCCAUCAGUGACCUUUUCGAGCCCACCGAUGAUGGCACAGAAAGCCAGAUCUUUGCCUCCCGAUCGUACGAUGCCACCACUCACUUUGAGACCACCUGCAAUGACAUCAAGGACAUCUACAAGCGCAUGACAGGCAGUGACUUCGACUUCGAGAACAUGAAGCGCAAACAGAAUGAUGUGUUUGGAGAGGAGGAGCAGUGAGGGGAUGUGGCUUCCGGAAGAGGGCGGGGCUGCUGGGAAAGAGUGGUGCAGGUGUGAUAUGUUGAAGGAGACAUGCAGAGUUGUGAGAGAGGGAUGUGAGAAGAGUGGGCAGGGAUUUGAGUGUGAGCUGAUAUUACCGCAAACAUUGUCCUACUUCCCCAACAUCUCGCCCUCCGUCCACCUCCUCCACUACCACCUCAAACACACGCACACGCACACACACACACACACACACACACACACACACACACACACACACACACACACACACACACUUCUAUCACUCUAUUUCUCUUUCUCUCGAUCACCCAGCAGCUCUGAAAAGCAGGGUUGACACCUCAGAGAGGUUCUUCAUUCCAUUUUGAACGGCAUAAUGAAAACAUUAUUCCUGCAAGCUACUCUCGUGAACAAGCACGCACUGUCGUGACUUCAGUGGGAGCUGGUUGCAUUGAUCUUGAUGUGAUUUUAACUUUGUUUUUCGCAAAAACUGCCUCGCAGCUCAGUGCUUCUGUCAGUGUCUUUGAAGCUUUGCAUUGCAAUCCACACACAGGUGAACACUACUCAUACACAUCUGAAUUCUGAAUCACUGACUGCACCUCAUUCCAGUUUGAUAUGUAUUAACUGUUAGAGAGAUAUUAAGCCAACUGUUCAAUUAAGGAAACAACCAAACCAUGCAACAUUUCUCUGCGUUUCACGAUAAAAACAGGUUAGGUUUUAUUUAACGGAAGUCUAACUGCAUUUGCGUUGUACAUGUGCCACUCCUCAUUGAAGCGCAUGCAUAUCGUACACACAGGAAGUGUUGUAAGCAUACUAUGACAGACAGUCCACAGCAGUGGGAGGGGCAACAGAAGGAGGAAGAGGCUGGUUUUGCCAAUUGGGAGCAUAGCUUGUCCUCCAGUCACAACAUUCUCUUAAAAUGGCUUCUAUUGAGCAUAUCAGUCAACCCUGCUGGCUUUCUUGUUCCCUCUUUUUCUUUGUCUCACUCUCUCUUUCCUCACCCUGUUAUUUGAAUAAUCCCCUUUGCAAAACUCUUGGUCAGUGGACAGGGUUUUUAAAAAAGCAAAGUAUAACUAAAGGACUUCUACUAGAGCUCACCUUGCUACCCUUUCAUGCUUCCCAUGCUAAUUGACAAAAUAACUCCCACAACCUGCCCCUUCAAUCAUUUGCUUGAUUGACCCUUCUUUGUUCCUGUAAUAUAAUUUCAGUGAUGAAUUUAUUUAGAUCAGAGCUGGACAUAAGACUCUCUUAACUGUUUUUAGUUGUUUUUGUGUUCUUAUCCGCAGGAUUUUGGCUGGUGCAAAUUCAUUUCACUUGCUGAGGUUAUGACGUUACUGAAAUGGAAUGAAAGAAAGUGGCAGUGGUUUGAGAUUCUGAAGUGAGACUUAAAUCAGGAAGUGACAGGAUGAAGGACAGGUGACAGGGUGAAUUGUCAGUGAUAGUGGUGGGGUGGAAGGGGGUGGGUAAGAGGGUUUGGCAUGAAAGAGAAGAUUAUUAAUUCUUAAGAGGCUGGAUGGAAAGAGGAGGAAAUUAAGCAAGGUACAGUGAUUUACUGCCAUGGGAAGGGACUGUCAGUGUGAUGCAAUCUGGGACAGUGGAAGCAGAAGUUUGACAAAAUUUCACUUCAGUUUUGUCUCUUUGUAAAGAAUGCAGACUGAGAUCUCAGCAGGUGGAGAAAGCACUGGAGCACAAGAGUCUUGUUCAAGUCUUUCAUGUACAAGGACACCUUAAAUACGACUUUAAUUCCUCAUGUUUUAUACAUGUAGCAAAACUAUGUAAUUAGAUGAAAGACAGGGCCAUAUUAUGUGUUGAUUCAGAAAUGUUGCAAAUUACGAUGGUAAAGUGUAAGUUCUUGUUUGGUGAAUGGUUUUGGAAGGUGACAGCAGUGUAACUUUGCUAAAACAUGGCAACUGUUCUGUGCAAGAGUGAUCUGAAUAACAGCACUCUCUAACUAGCACUUUGGUGCAUGAAUCCCUGCCCAGUUAAUACAACAAUGAGGCCUUUGACCAAAAAAGAUGGUGCCAAUUUCUAAGAAUUUGUUGUUGCUGGUAGCAGAGUGGGUCCAAGCCUUAAAUUUCUGAUUUCAACCACGACUUACCCUAUCAAACACUGUUCCUUGACCCCCCCCCAUGAGGUGUUCCUGCUGUAGCCCCAUCGGGUGUAUAAAACCGAGUGGGUGGGUCCUCCAGGGGUUGGCUGGAAAUCCUGUGUCUCAAAGAAAAAAGCCUUUAAUAUCAAGAAUAGAAAAUACUUUUAAAAAGACUUCAGCUACAGAUGGUUCCUGUGCAAUAGUUCAGUAGAAUGCCACUGUCUGAGUAUGGGCGUGGUACACCUCCAUGUGGGCACGACCCAACUGAUCGUACCCUGAUAUCAGAUCCUUCAUUCCUGCAGAUGCUCAUACCAGCCCCUGGGGUCACCAUACCAGUCUCCCUCCAUCCCCUUCUCUCUGUUUAUCACCAAAAAACAGGAAUGCUCUGUCAUUAGCUGGAUGUGUUGUUGGGUUAGAAAACCAUAAAUUGCUCUGUCAGUUACAUUUUGUUGAUUGAUCAGAAGGUGCUGUGUUAAUUGGAGUUUUUGAGUGGUCAGAAAGGCAGGAAGGGCUCCAUCUGAAACAAUUUGGUGAUUGGUCAGCACAUAUCCUUCAGCCCUCCUCCUCAAAACAUUCUGUGAAAUUGAACCCUGACAUGCAUCGUGCAGCCCGUCCUCUCCCACUUUAACUCAUUUGUCACUCCUGUGAGGUGCUUUUCGUGUCUUAAAAGCUCUAAUUUAUUUCUGUGUUGCUUCAGAAGUUUGCUGGAAGGGAAAGAAAGUGUCAGCUUGACUCUGCUGGUGUCAACCAGAUGGACAAAUAGUGCUAAAAGUGCAGUAAAAUCAAUAUAUACAAUCUGUCAUUUGUAUUUAUUUUCAGGGUUUUCCUUGCACAGUAGAGGAUUUUGUUACAGAGAUAUGAUUAGAUGCGCUCUAACUAACAAUCUAACAUUAGUCUCAGUAUGUUCUCACUGUGGGUGGACCUGGACAGUUUUAGUGCAAAGUGAUAACUGAAACAGGAGAUUUUAUGUUUAGUGCAAAGAUCCUACGCACUUAUGUUUCGUAGUUUAUCAAGGUAGCACAUAUCUAUAGUAAUAUCUCACAGGCAGACCCUUGGUGUUCUGUAAGGUCAUGGGUUCAGGGGUCAUGACCCACUCACGGGACAAUAGUAGGUGCAGCCCCUGAGGUCCAUUGAAAAAUGGUAUGCCAGAGAUACUCUACCUGUUGUAACAAAAGAAAGAAAGCUCUGUCCUUACAUUGGUGAAGCUGAAGGGUUUCAGAUUAUUUCAGGGCUUGUGUUUUCGAAAGCAGUGAGGCCAUUACUUAUUUGGUCAUUAAUGUCGUUAAUUUUGUAGCUUUGUUUAUAACACGGAUACUUCCCAAACCUCCUUGGUCAUGAACAUUUAUAGUGAGCAGCCAUCACCAGAACACUACUACUGGUUAUUGAGAGACUGGUAACUGCUGGGACUGAAUGUACGAUCUCAAUGAAUGAUCUCUGUUAUUUCUACCAUAGCAGAAGAGGCAGAGACCAGAGGUGAAAACACAUGCAAUUUGACUUUCUUAUCCCAAACCAACCUUCAACUGAGCAACACAUGAGAAGGAAUGAGAACCAAACAGUCCCAUCUUUGCCCCCCUCCAACAUAUACACCCCCCAACCCAUCCAACCAGACCAGAGCAGUCCAUAAUUGGAUAGUAUUGCUUCUCUGUUGGUCAGUGGAAUAAUUAUUAACUGAAAGUGGCAGAUCUGUACUGUAUUGUACAAUUUUAAUGUUUUCAGUGACUUUCACCCUGUGAGACUGGAAUAAUUCUGCAUUUAUUUAACAGUCGGAGCUAGGUUUGGGGUUUGUCUUUCUUCACUAAUGUAUGUUGUUCCCCAGACCGCAUUUAUUUAUUUAAUUAAAAAAUUGUUUUGUAUUUAAUUUAGUAUAAUUUUAUUUGGCUCUUCUGAAGGAUAAUGCAGAAAAAGAUUGACAACAGAAAUAUCUCUUUAAAAUGUUGUAACUUAUUAUUCAGACUGACAAGUAGCUGGCUUGUGGUCCUUAUUCGAACACUAGUAUGUGAACAGUACCUACUGUCUUGUGCAAAAAAGAAAUAAAAAAUGGAAAAAUGAAUAAAAACAUGAAAUAAAAAGG
This is a messenger RNA of Megalops cyprinoides (Indo-Pacific tarpon), 5876 nucleotides long. RefSeq names its product GDP dissociation inhibitor 1 (gene gdi1). The record is from RefSeq and is a predicted model, not a curated record. Gene Ontology annotation, molecular function: Rab GDP-dissociation inhibitor activity. Gene Ontology annotation, cellular component: cytoplasm. Bases 376 to 1719 code for a protein of 447 amino acids. Lineage: Eukaryota; Metazoa; Chordata; Actinopteri; Elopiformes; Megalopidae. Gene Ontology annotation, biological process: small GTPase-mediated signal transduction; protein transport; vesicle-mediated transport. The transcript is spliced from 11 exons.